This is a messenger RNA of Neolamprologus brichardi, 835 nucleotides long. It is a transcript of the gene rps9, whose product is annotated as ribosomal protein S9. Lineage: Eukaryota; Metazoa; Chordata; Actinopteri; Cichliformes; Cichlidae. Gene Ontology annotation, molecular function: structural constituent of ribosome; rRNA binding. Gene Ontology annotation, biological process: translation; ribosomal small subunit biogenesis. Gene Ontology annotation, cellular component: cytosolic small ribosomal subunit. The record is from RefSeq and is a predicted model, not a curated record.
GCUUUGACCAACAGAGAGCGACAAACCCAGCGGGCCCGACUUCCGUUUGGACGGUGAGAGGCAUCAUGGGAUAUGUAGUGUGCUCGUAGGCCCUAUAAAUGAUUAUGGACUUCCUUUAACUUCCUCUUUACUGCGCGAGCCUGAGCGAGACAGGCACUUAUAAGCCAUCAUGCCCGUUGCCAGAAGCUGGGUUUGUCGUAAGACAUAUGUCACCCCCCGCCGCCCCUUCGAGAAGUCCCGUCUCGACCAGGAGUUGAAACUCAUUGGCGAGUAUGGGCUGAGGAACAAGCGUGAGGUGUGGAGGGUCAAGUUCACCCUUGCCAAGAUCCGCAAGGCUGCCAGAGAGCUGCUCACUCUGGAUGAGAAGGACCCAAAGCGUCUGUUUGAAGGUAACGCUUUGCUCAGGCGUCUGGUGAGAAUCGGUGUGCUCGAUGAGGGUAAGAUGAAGCUCGAUUAUAUCCUGGGCCUGAAGGUCGAGGAUUUCUUGGAGAGGAGGCUUCAGACACAGGUCUUCAAGCUUGGACUUGCCAAGAGCAUCCACCACGCUCGUGUCCUUAUCCGCCAGAGGCACAUUCGUGUGCGCAAGCAGGUGGUGAACAUCCCCUCUUUUGUGGUUCGCCUGGACAGCCAGAAGCACAUCGACUUCUCCCUGAGGUCUCCGUACGGCGGUGGACGCCCAGGCCGCGUCAAGAGAAAGAACGCCAAGAAGGGCCAGGGUGGAGCUGGAGGAGCUGACGAUGAGGAGGAGGAUUAAGAAGGAUGUUGUACAGGAGUGUUUCUUGAUACUUCCUGUUGUGACAAUUCUCAAUAAAAUGUUUGGUUUAUCCAAAAAAAG